Messenger RNA from Eimeria mitis, 786 nucleotides. Its product is annotated as SAG family member. The record is from RefSeq and is a predicted model, not a curated record. The transcript has 4 exons. The coding region runs from base 1 to 786 and encodes 261 amino acids. NCBI's taxonomy places the organism in Eukaryota, Apicomplexa, Conoidasida, Eucoccidiorida, Eimeriidae.
AUGGCGCCUCUCAAUCUGCUCACAGUCGUCACUGCCUCGUUCUUCGUCCUGGGCAAAGCCGGUGGCAGUGGAGGAGAACAGCCAACCUACAAAGUAGCUUUUGGAGACGACGGCCAAUGUCUCGCCGAGGUCAAUGGUGCUCGUGUGGCCGCUGGGCUCAGCGAACUCGUUCAAGCACAAACGGGGAAAACCGAAGCCAGACUGCCUGAUACAGCCACUACUCCAAGCGAACCAGACGAUGGAUGGGCAUGGAUGCCUGUCUGUAAACACUUGAUUCCAGAUGCAGGAGAAGAAAAAGCUUCACGGGUUGAGGUAGCAGCAAAGUUCCAGACCGGCACAUACGCAUACCUUCCGAUUGACGACCCGGCUUCCGUCGACUGCAAUGCCGUUGUGGACAAGUGGAAGGGCGCCUACAGCAACUUUGAUGGGUUGCCUCCGGCCAACAAGAACGAAGAGAAUCUGUACAAAAAUCAGGAGAACCUGUCAUUCAUAGCCCUGUACAACCCUUCAAAGGACGCUACUGCAGACUGUCGCGUCGUCACAUGCACAAAAAAAACGCCUGUAGCGGAAAGGGCAGCACAGUCAGGAGACCAGGGACAAAGCACAGAAACAAAAGCCUCAGCCUUGAUUUGCAUGACCGUCCCCGAUGCACUAGACGAAGAGAAGGCCCCCUUCACAGAGGAGCAGUGGGGACAGAUUGUGACCGCCAUCGAAGGCUCUGCCUCUGCUGUUGCGCCCGGCGUUGUCGGCCUUGCACUAGCCUUCCUUGGCCUCAGCAUGCUGUGA